UUCUACCAUAGACCCUACAGCAACAGCACCUUUUACAACAACAGUUGGACAUACGUCUAGUCAUGUCACAACUGAACCCACAGCCAAAAGUACCGCUUUUACAACAAGGGCCUCUACAAUAGCAUCUAUUGAAACAACACCUUUUACAACAACAUUUGGACAGACGUCCGGUCAGUUCACAACUGAACCCACAGCCAAAAGUACUGCUUUCACAACGAUGCCUUCUACAAUAGACCCUACAGGAACAGCACCUUUUACAACAACAGUUGGACAUACGUCUAGUCAUGUCACAACUGAACCCACAGCCAAAAGUACUGCUUUUACAACGAUGCCUUCUACAAUAGACCCUACAGCAACAGCACCUUUUACAACAACAGUUGGGCACACGUCUAGUCAGUUCACAACCGAAGCUACUGCCAAAAGUACUGAUUUUACAACAAGAACCUCUACAAUAGCAACUACAGGAACAGCACCAUUUACAACUGCUGGUCAUACAACAAAACCUAUGGUAUCGACAAAACCAAAGACAACCCUACCAUCCACCGCCCCCACAACAAUGUACUCGUCUGAGGGACCACAGGGACUUUUGUUUGACUACUAUGUCAUGCAAGAGGAAAUAACCACAUGGGUCUCAAACGUGGAUGCUGCACUUUCUGAGGAACUUCAGCUAGACGAGUUCCAGGUGUCAUUAACAGAGCUUCAGAGCCAAGAUGGAGCCCUAUUGGUCAAUUUGGAAGGGACAGCCAACGUGGAGUUGACUUCGGAGCGCUGGGUGUUGGUGUACAAUGAAGGGCCGGGCGUCACACAUACAGCACUUUUACUGCCAGAGUUGGAAAACCUAGACGUAGCCCAGGGUCUGACUGGGGUCUUGCCUGCAAAAGUUGUGGUCAGUGCCAUACGCAAUGCCUACGAACUCUACUUCAGCCGUCAUCUGGCCUCUCUUCAAACGGACUACACCAGCAUGAUGUCUACAACGGACUUUAACAGCCUGGUGGAUGUCUCUGCUCCUGUGCCCAGUCGAAUUGAGCUAAACGAACGCUUCUACUUACAGCGACUCCCAGCGACAUUAUCAUGGUCUGUGCAGGCCAACCCCCAGGUCGAGUUUAGCAUCAGUGUAUCCCCAAGUUCAACUGACAGAGUCAUUCUGGUCAGCUUUACUCAACCGAGUGUCGAAGUUUUCGAUUACACGGCUAUGCGUGCUGACGUAACGGCCUGGGAAUCGAAAUUGGAUGCUGCACUGUCAGAAGAACUCCAGCUCGAGCAAUUUCAGGUGUCGCUAACAGAGCUGCAGAGCCAAGACGGAGUGCCACUGGCCAAUCUUAUAGCAACAGCCAAUGUGAGGUUGAAGGCGGAGCGCUGGGUGUUGGUGUACCAGGAAGGUCCGGGCGUCACACAUACAGCGCUUAUUCUGACGGAGCUGGAGGAUCUGGAUAUAACCCAGGGUCUGACAGCAGGGGCCUUGGCUGUAACUGUUCAGGUCAGCGUCAUACGUGCGACCUUCCAACUCUACUUCAGCCGUCAUCUGGCCUCUCUUCAAACGGACUACACCAGCAUGAUGUCUACAACGGACUUUAACAGCCUGGUGGAUGUCUCUGCUCCUGUGCCAAGUCGGAUUGAGCUAAACGAACGCUUCUACUUACAACGACUCCCAGCGACAUUAUCAUGGUCUGUGCAGGCCAACCCCCAGGUCGAGUUUAGCAUCAGUUUAUCUCCAAGUACAACUGACAGGGUCAUUCUUGUCAGCUUUACUCAGCCGAGUGUCGAAGUAUUUGAUUAUGCGGCUAUACGAACUGACGUAACGGCCUGGGAAUUGAACUUGGAUGCUGCACUUUCCGAAGAACUUCAGAUGGAACAAUUCCAGGUGUCGCUAGCAGAGAUGCAGAGCCAAGACGGAGUGCCACUGGUCAAUCUUGUAAGAACAGCCAAUGUGAGGUUGAAGGCGGAGCGCUGGGUGUUGGUGUACCAGGAAGGUCCGGGCGUCACACAUACAGCGCUUAUUCUGACGGAGCUGGAGGAUCUGGAUAUAACCCAGGGUCUCACAGCUGGGGCGUUGGCUGUAAAUGUUCAGGUCAGCGUCAUACGUGCGACCUUCCAACUCUACUUCAGCCGUCAUCUGGCCUCUCUUCAAACGGACUACACCAGCAUGAUGUCUACAACGGACUUUACCAGCCUGGUGGAUGUCUCUGCUCCUGUGCCCAGUCGGAUUGAGCUAAACGAACGCUUCUACUUACAACGACUCCCAGCGACAUUAUCAUGGUCUGUGCAGGCCAACCCCCAGGUCGAGUUUAGCAUCAGUGUAUCUCCAAGCACAAGUGACAGAGUCAUUCUGGUCAGCUUUACUCAACCGACUGUCGAAGUGUUUGAUUAUGCGGCUAUGGAUGCUGACGUAACGUCCUGGGAAUCAAACUUGGAUGCUGGUCUGUCCGAAGAACUCCAGCUGGAACAGUUCCAGGUGUCACUAACAGAGCUGCAGAGCCAAGACGGAGUGCCACUGGCCAAUCUUGCAAGAACAGCCAGUAUGACGUUGAAGGCGGAGCGCUGGGUGUUGGUGUACCAGGAAGGUCCGGGCGCCACACAUACAUCGCUUAUUCUGACGGAGUUGGGGAGCCUAGACAUAACCGAGGGUCUGACAGCAGGGGACUUACCUACGGGUGUUCAGGUCAGCGUCAUACGUGCGACUUUCCAACUCUACUUCAGCCGUCAUCUGGCCUCUCUUCAAACGGCCUACACCAGCAUGAUGUCUACAACGGACUUUACCAGCCUGGUGGAUGUCUCUGCUCCUGUGCCAAGUCGGAUUGAGCUAAACGAACGCUUCUACUUACAACGACUCCCAGCGACAUUAUCAUGGUCUGUGCAGGCCAACCCCCAGGUCGAGUUUAGCAUCAGUGUAUCCCCAAGCACAACUGACAGAGUCAUUCUGGUCAGUUUUACUCAACCGAGUGUCGAAGUGUUCGAUUACACGGCUAUGAGUGCUGACGUAACGGUCUGGGAAUUGAACUUGGACGCACCACUGUCCGAAGAACUCCAUCUCGAAGAUUUUGACCUGUCGCUAACAGAGCUUCAGAGCCAAGACGGAGUGCCACUGGCCAAUCUUAUAGCAACAGCCAAUGUGAGGUUGAAGGCCGAGCGCUGGGUGUUGGUGUACCAGGAAGGUCCGGGCGCCACACAUACAGCGCUUAUUCUGACGGAGCUGGAGGAUCUGGAUAUAACCCAGGGUCUGACAGCAGGGGCCUUGGCUGGGGAUCUUCAGGUCAGCGUCAUACGCGCGACCUUCCAACUCUACUUCAGCCGUCAUCUGGCCUCUCUUCAAACGGACUACACCAGCAUGAUGUCUACAACGGACUUUAACAGCCUGGUGGAUGUCUCUGCUCCUGUGCCAAGUCGGAUUGAGCUAAACGAACGCUUCUACUUACAACGACUCCCAGCGACAUUAUCAUGGUCUGUGCAGGCCAACCCCCAGGUCGAGUUUAGCAUCAGUGUAUCCCCAAGUACAACUGACAGAGUCAUUCUGGUCAGUUUUACUCAACCGAGUGUCGAAGUGUUCGAUUACACGGCUAUGAGUGCUGACGUAACGGUCUGGGAAUUGAACUUGGACGCACCACUGUCCGAAGAACUCCAUCUCGAAGAUUUUGACCUGUCGCUAACAGAGCUUCAGAGCCAAGACGGAGUGCCACUGGCCAAUCUUAUAGCAACAGCCAAUGUGAGGUUGAAGGCCGAGCGCUGGGUGUUGGUGUACCAGGAAGGUCCGGGCGCCACACAUACAGCGCUUAUUCUGACGGAGCUGGAGGAUCUGGAUAUAACCCAGGGUCUGACAGCAGGGGCCUUGGCUGGGGAUCUUCAGGUCAGCGUCAUACGCGCGACCUUCCAACUCUACUUCAGCCGUCAUCUGGCCUCUCUUCAAACGGACUACACCAGCAUGAUGUCUACAACGGACUUUAACAGCCUGGUGGAUGUCUCUGCUCCUGUGCCAAGUCGGAUUGAGCUAAACGAACGUUUCUACUUACAACGACUCCCAGCGACAUUAUCAUGGUCUGUGCAGGCCAACCCCCAGGUCGAGUUUAGCAUCAGUGUAUCUCCAAGUACAACUGACAGAGUCAUUCUGGUCAGUUUUACUCAACCUAGUGUCGAAGUGUUCGAUUACACGGCUAUGAGUGCUGACGUAACGGUCUGGGAAUUGAACUUGGACGCUCCACUGUCCGAAGAACUCCAGCUCGAAGAUUUUCACUUGUCGCUAACAGAGCUUCAGAGCCAAGACGGAGUGCCACUGGUCAAUCUUAUAGCAACAGCCAAUGUGAGAUUGAAGUCUGAACGCUGGGUGUUGGUGUACCAGGAAGGUCCAGGGGUCACACAUACAGGCUUUUUGCUGACGCAGCUUGAAAAUCUCGACAUAACCCAGGGUCUAAUAGGUGUAUUUCCAUCGCAACUUUCACUCAGCACAACAGAUGAAACUAUGCUGAUCUACUUUGAACGUCAUCUCACAAACCUACAAGCGCACUACACCACCAUGGUGACCACAACAGACUUCAGCAGCUUGGUUGAUGUUUCGGCUCCUGUGCCGAGACGAAUCGAGCUGAACGAGAGGUUCUACCUACAGCGACUUUUACCAGCCUUUUCAUGGUCUACUGACGUUAGCAGCGAGACACGUGUCGAGAUUUCUGUCUCUAUAACACGUGUGGAAAGGGUUAUUCUGAUGUCCUUCAUAAUAGCUGGACCCAUAGAUGGGAUGUUCGGGCCGUGGAGUAACUGGACAGAGUGCACGGCCACGUGUGGUGUGAGCGUGCAGGUCCGCAGUAGAACCUGUGACAGCCCGGCUCCACAGAACGGCGGCCGCUACUGCCAGGGGGACGCCACCGCGUUCAAAGUCUGUGUUGGUCAGGACUGCCCAGUUGGCUUUGUGGACUGGUGUGACCAAGUCGAGGAUCGGUGCGGAGUGGAGUUUCACGGCGGUGUGUGUACUAUGAGACAGCGGGACUACGUCUGUUACUGCCAGAACGGUUACAACCGGAUCACGGAUAACCUGGGCAACUUUCUGCGAUGUAUGGACGUUGAUGAGUGUACGACCGGACUGUCGAACUGUGACCCUGAGGUAGGGAUCUGUACCAACACUCCUGGUGGUUUCACCUGCAAAUGUCCCAAGGGAUUCACUGGAGACGGAGUUGUCUGUAUAGACAUCAACGAGUGUUUGGACCCUGCACUGUCUAGAUGUGACGAAAACGCCCACUGCACCAACAGCAUAGGAAGUUACACCUGUGAAUGUGUGGAAGGUUUCGUUAGCAUUGCCGACGAAGGUACCGCCUUUACUGGGCAGUGCAAAGGAACCAUCGACCUUCUCCCAUACGGUGCCGUUGCCGGGGACUUCCAGCUGUUCAUCAGACUGCACUACGUGUGGCAGUUCCCGCCGCUCAUCGUCACCGAGACCGUGUCUCCUCCCAUCUACGUGGAGUACGGGGUUCCUCUCAUGGCUGGGAAACUUUUCCAUUACCUCUACAUUAUAGAAAACGGUCUCGUCAUCAUGACUGACAGGAGGAUCAUUGUCCCGACGUUCCGCAAUCCCCUGUCGCUUUCCUCUGCCCUUCGCUACGUGAACGUAGACAACAUCGCUGUGUUUGCACCCUUCUGGACCAACAAUCGUUUCUACAAUCUACUCCUUGGUCACGCGCCAAAGGUGUGGUACCAGAUGUACACGGUGCAGUCCCACGUCGUCAUGACAAUCGUCAACAGACUCGUCAUCCAGCAGUUCUCUCCGUCCUUCUCAUUCCGCGCCAGACUCGUGUUAGUGGUGACGUAUGACAGCAUGGUACCGCCAUGGAUAGCAGCUACCCAAGAGGUAAACACCGUCCAGUUGGUGAUCGCCUCUGACUACGUCCACACCUAUGUGUUGUACAAAUACCCCAGAGGACGGAUGAAGUGGACUCCUGUCUUCAGCACCAACGAGGUGCAGGUCUACUCCUUCCCUGCGCGGAUCGGCUUCAUCAUCCGGACCACAAACUCGUUCGGCAUCCGCACCGAGUGGAGCGUGGAGGACCCGAACUCCGGACAGUGGUCCAGGAUGACCGGUCGGCCGAACGCUUUUAGGAUCAGUGAUCUGCUCCCUAAGGGGCUUUUGGCGUACCGAGUAGAAACCAACAGUGACACAUGGGUGAACCCAAGACUUGCCUGUCUAUCUUGGUUUGAGGAAGAGGAGGAUCCCAUGACGUGGGGCUCGUCACUCAUCGGACGGUGUCCCCCCACCAUGGCGCACGCUCUCCAGGAGUACGGCACAUACACGACCACUCCCAGCGACUACAGCAACGCCAUCUGCUUUACCAGGCUUUUCAGCUCUUCAUCAGGAGGGAACAUGGACUGCUGCUAUGAGAUGUCCUCCGGAGCUCUUCUCGGGGGAAACCGCGAGAAUAGCGGUGCAGGGUUCCUUCGGCGUUAUGAGAGGACACCCCUGUCGGAUACCAGCAGUCUUUACUACACCAGAGAGUACUUACCUUACCAGUGGUGCACCAUGCAAUCAGCUUCUUCUGCCUACUUGGACAUGUAUGUCAGUAGACGGAUCAGAUCAACCAGUAGUUCAUACAGUAUGGUCAUUCAAGGCACUGGAUUUGGAGACCCUCAUUUAGCCAGCGCUGACGGCAUUGAGUUCACUUUCAACGGGUUCGGCGAGUACGUCCUUCUGCGCAGUCGCAGCAGCGCCCCCUACCGAUUUGAACUGCAGGGACGCACCUCCCAACCGUCGAACCGGAACGAAAACGUCAAGGCUACGAUUUUUACGUAUGACAGUGUUUUAUGGGCAUAA
Branchiostoma floridae (Florida lancelet) is the source of this 6784-nucleotide messenger RNA. RefSeq lists its product as uncharacterized. Gene Ontology annotation, molecular function: calcium ion binding. The transcript is spliced from 30 exons. The coding region runs from base 218 to 6784 and encodes 2188 amino acids. The record is from RefSeq and is a predicted model, not a curated record. NCBI's taxonomy places the organism in Eukaryota, Metazoa, Chordata, Leptocardii, Amphioxiformes, Branchiostomatidae. Gene Ontology annotation, biological process: cell-matrix adhesion.